This is a messenger RNA of Mesorhabditis belari, 4539 nucleotides long. The record is from the annotation of a GenBank genome assembly. NCBI's taxonomy places the organism in Eukaryota, Metazoa, Nematoda, Chromadorea, Rhabditida, Rhabditidae.
AUGCCCCGUAAUGAGAAGGAAACGGAUAAACACGACCCGAAACCCCUUUAUGUACUGGGAUAUCCGGGAAAGGACGCUCAUCAAAGACGUCUCGAAGCUCAACCAUCACGUUUGGAUAUCAAUUCAGUAUCGGGAGACAGUCGUGAUCUCGAAAUCGGCAAGAAACGACGCAGUUUCUCUCGGGUUGCAAAAGCUGCUAUUUUGGUGAGAAAUUGGCUAAUCUCGACAUCGGAUGAAACAGAAAAGAGAAGUGAAAUCGAUCCGUCGUCUGUCUUUCAAUUACCAUCGGCUUUACGGACUCAACUCACCGAACAAGCGGCACCUCUUCCCCAAAAUGAUGCAAUCACUCCUCAAAAAGUCGAUGAAAAUCUUCCCCCGAUCGUCCCCGAACCAAAUCAACCAUCAUUUAUGACAAAAAUCAUGGAUGAAUUUAUAAAAUGCAUUAAAGACAUAAUCUGCUUCUACGUUGAUCCAAAUGGUCAAUUCUAUUACUUCUGGACAACGCUUAUUAGCAUUGGGGUUUUAUAUAACAUGAUGGCGUUAUCAAUUUUCAUUUUUGAUGACAUCUUCUUUGGGUAUUUCAAGCAGUGGCUCGUGAUGAACUCGUUUUUUGAUGCGCUUUUCGUCAUCGAUAUCUUUGUGCAAUCCAGAACGACUUUUCUGUUGGAUGGUUCAUCGGUCGAAAGCAUUCGAAUGAUCGCGAAGAAUUAUGUGAGCAGUUCUCGUCUAAUCUUGGAUCUUCUCUGCCUCGUUCCCCUCGAUCUCCUUUUACUCAUUCAAUCUUCAGCUUCAGUGGUACGAGUGACGAGGCUUUUCAAGACAUAUCGUAUCAUGGAAUUCCACGCUUACACCAUCAAAAUCAUUCCUUUUCCCGCGGCGUUUCGGAUUCUCUCGGUGGUGUUCACAUGCUAUGUGAUAUUUCAUUGGAAUGCGUGUAUCUAUUUCCUCUUCUCGAUCAUGCAAGGCAUCGACAAUGCCACCGACACAGGCUUUGUCUUCUCAUACAAGAAAGUUUUUAACCCAGUGAUCCCGACAUGUGACAUUCUGUUGGAGGAUGCUGAUGAGACUUGUGCCUACAAUGAAGUCAAAUUCGAUUUACUUGACCCGGACGAGACGGUGCCGUUGGAUCGAACCCCGUACAUCGAGGAACUGAUGACAUAUUGGAGAGGACGAGGCUAUUCGGAGUGGACAUUCUCGAAUUUCACCCGCGAGUACAGUAUGAGCAUUUAUUGGUCUUCAUUGACAAUCACUACAUGCGGACAACAGCCUUGGCCUGAGAACUCUUCACAAAACAUGUUAGAAUGUGUGGACACUUUGAUCGGUCUCAUGGUCUUUUCAGUGAUUAUUGGAUCGGUGGGUAAUGUGGUGUCAGUGAUGAAUAAAAGAAGAGCCGACUAUCAAGAAAAGAUGGAUGCGAUCAAAUUCUACAUGAAAUAUCGAAAAGUCAACCCGGCAAUCCAAGAUCGAGUGCUGAAUUGUUUUGUCUACAUGGCCUCGCAAAAUCAAUUGACUGAUGAAAGGGAUGUUCUCGAGGUUCUUCCACCUCGUUUAACCGGUCAAAUCGCUGUCAGUCUCCAUAUGGAAACCCUACAAAAAGUCGAGCUCUUCGCGGAUUGUGAAGUGAAUUUCUUAUACGAAUUGGUGCUCCGUUUGCAGCAACACGUCUUCUCACCGGGAGAUUAUAUUUGCCGAACAGGGGAUCGGGCAAAGGAAAUGUUUAUUCUGAAACGUGGCCGACUUUCCGUGAUCGAUGAUGUCAAUCCGGAUUCUGUUGUCGAACUUGAGGUUCUUUGUGAAGGGUCGACUUUCGGGGAGCUCUCUGUUGUACAUGUGGCUGGGAAUUUGCUUGGAGAUCGUCGUGCAGUCUCGGUUCGAUCGGUUGGCUUUGCCGAUAUCUAUAUUUUGGCUCAAGAAGACGUGUCGGCUGUUCUUGUCGAAUAUCCAUCAAUGAGAGAUCAUUUAUAUGCUAAAGCGCGAGAAAUGCUUCGAGCCAAACUGCUGCUUGAUGAAGAAGAAGUUGACGAUAAUCAAGGUCUUCUCGGGAUGUUAACUCUGCCAACCGAUGAACAACUUUCUCGACUUCAAUUGGCAAUUGAACAAAUCGAAAGACAAUUAGAGAAAGAAGAACAAAAACAUCGACAAUCAAACGAUCGGAUCACCAAUUUGCUUACCUCAGCCAAUCCCGAUGUGAACAAUUCGACGCAACAACAAACAACGAACCCAACGACACUUCAACCAACAAGCAUACAAAAUCUCACCGGAAAGAUCCCAGUCGUCUUCGGGAUUCGCGUCGAACUGCCACCCGAUGAUCCAUUUGGAUAUGACAAACACGGAGUAUGUAUUGUGACACCGGAUGAAGAGUUCAAAGUGGUCGUUUAUGGGAAUCAUCUCGAUAAGCUCGAUAAGAUCGUUUUCACAGCCACGAAUAGCUGUUUGGAAUCGACGAGAGUUCUCGAUCAUUCCAAUCAUUUCAUUCAACAUUUCGUCCAUCGAGCCGCUUUCAAAUUGAAACUCCCCCUUUUACCUGAGCAAGUUCAUGCCUACAAAAUGUGCAUUAUUCCAAAGAAUAUUCCAGAGAAUUUUGUGAUGAAGCCGCUCGACGAUUUCUCGACUAUGAUCACAACGGAGAGACCACCAAAAGAAUACCUUUUGCCUUUGCCCCUUCAAUUGGCAUUGAUCGCUUUUCUUCUUUCACUAUCGGCUCUUUUCUCGGGUCUCACCCUGGGUCUCAUGUCGAUGACAACUCAAGAGUUACAAUUAGUCUGCAAAUCUGGUUCUGUUCAGGAGCAAAAAUAUGCGGCAAAGAUCCUUCCAAUUCGAAAAAAGGGGAACUUGUUGCUUUGCUCGCUUCUACUCGGAAAUGUUAUCGUAAACUCUGCGAUUUCGAUCUUACUCGGAGAGUUGACAUCGGGAAUCUAUGCCCUCAUUGGAUCAACUCUUGGAAUUGUGAUAUUUGGAGAGAUUCUUCCACAAAGUAUUUGUGUCAAGAAAGGUCUCGCCGUCGGCGCGCACACAAUCCAGAUCACUCAAUUCUUCAUCUUUUUGACAUUCCCUGUUGCGUGGCCAGUCUCUAAACUUUUGGAUAGACUGCUUGGAGGAGAAUAUAUAACAUAUAAUCGAAAAAGAUUGAUGGAAUUGAUGAAGAUGUCAAUGAAAGAAGAUGCACUCGCAUCGAAUGAAUUGAAGAUUGCGGUGGGUGCCAUGGAGCUUGCUGAUAAAGUCGUUCGACAGGUGAUGACAAGGAUCGAGGAUGUUUUCAUGUUACCAGAGACGACAAUUCUCAACGCAAAAACUAUCGCUAAUAUCAUAAAAAUGGGCUACACGAGGAUACCUGUUUAUGCAAAUGGAGACAAAAACAAUAUUACUGAUUUGCUAUUCGUGAAGGAUUUGGCAUUAAUCGAUCCAGAUGACAAUUUUACAGUUAGAACAGUCUGUGGCUACCAUAAACAUGAAGUGAAAUAUGUCCGUGAUGAUACACCGUUGGCUGUUUUAUUAGAAUCUUUUAAAAAGGGUGAAGGCCAUUUGGCGAUUGUCAAGCGAUUGGUAAGUGGCAGUGAGGAGAUGAGCAAUGAAGUGUUCGAGCUUGUCGGAGUUUGUACUCUUGAGGAUAUUGUGGAAGAGAUCCUUCAAGCGGAGAUCGUCGACGAGUUUGAUGUCAUCACCGACAAUGUGAAUAGGACAAAGAGAAAAAUGACGACAGCGCCUCGUGACAUGACACGCUUUUUCGACAAAGAAGCACCUCUGAUUCAGAUCAGUAUGCAUCUACAAAUGGUGGCCAUGCAAUGGUUGGUGGCGAACACUGAAGCCUUCAAAGACACAUAUAUCAGCAAAGAAGUUCUCGAGAGAUUAGUGAAAAAUUCAGCCAGAAGGGUAGACCUGAGCUCUCUUCAAGCAGUCUCACAAGUCACCGGUGAUCACAAUGAGCUCAACGUGCCUCGCUUGGCAAAGCUUUACGCAAAAGAUGAGCCUAGUGAUCGUUUCAUUUUGAUAUUGGAGGGACGAGUGCACGUGACAAUUGGACAGGGUGGCAUGAUGUUUGAGGCAGGCCCUUGGCAUUGCUUUGGCACAGAGAUUCUGCAGAAGUUGACGCAGGGAGCGGCCACGUUGAGUCGAAGCACGAGUAUCAUUGACUCAACCGAUCUCUCAAUGCGCCGCCCAGAUUUGAUGUUCAAACCCGAUUUUUCGGCGGUAAUCAAGGAGGACUCAACGUAUUUGGAGGUGACCGUCGCUCAGUACAUCAACGCUUACAAAGCCUCAUUGAUGCAAAGAGAAAAGGAGAGAGAUCGAGACAGCCACUCACAAGGAAGCCCUUUCUCGUCACCGAAACUCCCAUUGAGAAAGAGCACAGAGGAACCCUUGAUUGGAAAACAUGAUAAUGAGGUGAGAAGGACAAUGAAAGAAGCGAGAAAUGCUGUCGAGGCAUUGAAUCAGCACGAAAGAUCUCGGAAAUCAAGGAGUGAGUCGAGGGGAAGUCGGAAUGAGGAAGGAAUGGAGCUACUGAAAGCAAAUCAUGGUGAUGAUUACACGAGUGAAGAAGAA